AUGACUACCGUUCCGGGGUCUCUGGUGUGGGAGCUGGUGAAGAAGAACAACUGCUUCUUGAUCAAGCAGUUCGGCAACAGCAACGCCAAGGUGCAGUUCAGCAAGGAGCCCAACAACCUCUACAAUGUCCACUCCUACAAGUUCUCGGGCUUGGCGAACAGCAAGACCGUGGCGGUCCAGCCAUCAGCAGGAGAGGACAAGGCUGUCAUCCUUUCCACGACCAAGACCAAGAAGCAGAACACCCCUGCCAAGCUCCAGCACAAGACUCUGAUGCGCAAGGAGUUCCGCAAGAUGGCCAAGUCUGUCAAGAACCAGGUCUGCGACAACUACUACAGGCCUGAUCUGACCAAGCCGGCCCUUGCAAGGCUGAGCGCCGUGUACCGCAGCCUCCAGGUUUCAAAGUCUGGGAUCAAGAAGAAGAACAGGCAGCCAACUAAGCUGUAA
Messenger RNA from Triticum turgidum subsp. durum (durum wheat), 444 nucleotides. The record is from the annotation of a GenBank genome assembly. Lineage: Eukaryota; Viridiplantae; Streptophyta; Magnoliopsida; Poales; Poaceae.